ACAGCAAUUUAUAUCGAUAUAUAGAAACAACAACAACGGCAUCUCCACCAACAACGACCCCGACUACGACAACAACAAUAACAACAACAACAACAUCAAUAACAACUGUACCAACAACGACUCAGAGUGUAGUCUGUAGCAGCAAUGAAAAAGAUAUCAUUAUCAUUUUGGAUUCCUCUACAAGUGUUGGUGACAAAAACUUUAUAAAAAUGCUGGAGUUUGCGCAGAACAUUCUAAAGAACGCCGACGUGGAUUCUGGGAGAGUUCGAGUUGGUGUAGUAACCUACAGCAGUUCUGUAAAGGUGCAAUUCCACCUUAACUCAUUCAGAAGUCUGUCCGCCGUAUUAAAUGCGAUCGAGGAGAUCUCGUUCAUGCCUGGUAGCACUAAUACCGCCGACGCUCUGAAGACAAUGCAUUAUGAUAUGUUUACUCGUGAACGUGGUGAUCGUCCCGAUGUUCCAAACAUUGCUAUUAUUGUAACUGACGGUGUUUCGAACAUCCACUCUCGGCGAACCAUUCCGGAAGCGGAAGAGGCUAGAGAGGAUGGGAUAGUCAUAUACGCUUUGGGUAUAGGCCUUACUGAAACAAAAGAGCUGAAAGGAAUAUCCAGUCUCCCAACUGAAGAGUAUCUUUAUCUAGCCGAGGACUUUACACAGCUUGAUGAACUCGAGAGAAAUUUGUUCAAAUCUUUCUGUCAAGAUCCUCUACCAGAAAUACAUGAGCCUGUCGCCUGCGAAUCAGAUGAACAAGAUAUCGUAUUUGUGCUGGAUUCCUCUACGAGUGUGGGAACUGGAAACUUCAAGGAGAUGCUGGACUUUGUCAGGGACAUGUUAUUGGAUGCUGAUGUUGAUUCCGGGUCUGUCCGAGUAGGAGUUGUCCUGUACAGUACCGAUGUCUCCGUGGAGUUCCAUCUAAACACCUUCAACAACAAGCCGGAACUGUUCAGCGCUAUAGAGAACAUCAGGUACAUGUUCGGGAACACCAACACGGCAGGCGGAUUGACAGCUCUGACAAGUGAGAUGUUUAUAACCAGAAACGGGGACCGACCUAGCGCCAGAAACAUUGCUUUUAUACUCACUGACGGACAGUCCAACAUAAAUUCAGCCGACGCCAUUCCUGCUGCUGAGGACGCCAAGGGAGCCGGGAUUGAGAUAUAUGCUAUCGGGAUCGGGUUAGCAGAAGUUGACGAACUCAAGGGAAUUUCGAGCCAACCUUUGUCCAAAUAUUUACAUACUGUUGACGAUUUCACAGAACUGGAAGGAUUGCGGGAGAAUAUGUUCAGCUCAAUUUGCACCGCAAAGACUACCCCGGGACCCACCUUACCAGUUACAACGCCGCGUCCAAGUACGACUUUAACCGUCUGUGGUAGUGGAAAGCGAGAUAUAGUUUUUGUGAUUGAUUCAUCCACAAGCGUUGGAACAGACAAUUUCAAAAAGGUUUUAGGUUUUGUGAAGGAUUUGUUGAGCACUGCUGAUAUAGAUUCCGGUGCAGUAAGGGUCGGUGUCGUUCUCUACAGUUCAGAGGUCAUCGUUCAAUUUCAUCUCAAUACAUUUAAAACAAAAACGGCUGUCUUCCGUGCCAUUGACGACAUUUCCUAUAUUUAUGGUAACACUAAUACAGCCGGAGGACUGCUCACAUUGACAGAGGAAAUGUUCACUACUGCCAACGGUGAUAGGGGAAAUGUUCCGAACGACGCUUUUGUUAUUACGGACGGAGAAUCUAACAUCAAUUCACGGCAAACUGUACCUCAAGCCGAGAUGGCAAGGUCUGCUGGAAUCGAUAUAUAUGCAAUUGGAAUAGGCUUGACUGAAACUGUGGAACUGAAGGGGAUUUCAAGCAAGCCACUCGACAAAUUUCUAUAUGUUGUUGAUGAUUUUGCAGAUUUACAAGGUCUUCAGGAAGACAUGUUUGAAUCGCUGUGCCCCGCAACCUCUCCAACUUCAACGACAACUACCACCACUCAUCCGACUACCACCACUAAAACAACUACCACUUCUCUUCCAACAACCACCACGACAACUCCAGUACCAUCAACCACGUUACCGGUCUGCGUAUCAGAAAAACAGGAUAUCGUGUUCAUAUUGGAUUCGUCUACAAGCGUUGGGAAAAACGAUUUCAAAAAGAUUUUAGACUUUACAAAGACGUUCCUCAGUAAUGCAGACAUUGACAACGGGCGUGUUCGGGUUGGUAUCAUAGUGUACAGCAGUGACGUGCAAAUCCAGUUCCACCUAGAUACAUAUUCUACAAAGGCUGCCAUCAUGGCCGCCAUCGAUUCCAUCGACUUUAUGCCAGGGAGUACGAACACUGCUGGGGGGCUACGGCGCAUGCGCAACGACAUGUUUACUCCACAGAAAGGAGACCGGCCGCGGGUCCAGAACAUCGCCAUAAUAAUAACAGAUGGAGUUUCGAAUAUAAAUUCACAGAAAACAAUCCCGGAAGCGGAAGCAAGCAGGAAUGACGGAAUAGAUAUUUAUGCUUUGGGUAUAGGAAUCGUUGAUACCGUUGAAUUGGAACAAAUAGCAAGUCAACCACUGGAGGACUAUCUGUAUACUGUUAAAGACUUUUCUGAACUAGACGUACUCCAGGACCAAAUGUUUACAUCAUUUUGUCAUGAACCCCCACCUGUCAUUGAUAUUAGGCCAGUCGCCUGCGGAUCUCAGAGACAAGACAUCGUGUUCGUUAUUGACUCCUCCACAAGUGUUGGCCCUGAAAAUUUUCAAAAAAUUCUUACAUUUGUGAAAGAUCUUCUAACUGAUGCCAACAUAGACGAUGGUUUGGUCAGGGUAGGCGUCAUACUAUAUAGUACAGACGUUGCGGUGCAGUUUCAUCUAAAGACAUUUUUAUCUAAAGUCGACCUGUUUUUUGCCAUUGACACGAUUUCCUACAUGUAUGGUAAUACUAAUACCGCGUCCGGCCUUCUUGCCCUCACGGAAAUCAUGUUCACCACAGAAAAUGGUGACCGACCGGAUGUUCCAAAUAUAGCAUUUGUCAUCACUGAUGGCCAAUCAAAUAUCAACUCCUUUCAAACCGUACCCCAGGCAGAGUACGCCCGGACAGUGGGUAUAGAUAUAUACGCUAUAGGUAUAGGACUGGCAGACACAGAGGAACUAAAGGGAAUUUCCAGUCUUCCACUGGAGAAAUAUUUUCACACCGUUGAUGAUUUCACCGAGUUGCAAAGCCUCAAACAGGAAAUGUUUCAGUCCUUAUGUCCUGAAAGUACAACGACGACAACAACACCACCACCAACAACAGCUAUUACCGUGACAUCCACAAGAGUUUGUAGUAAACCCCCACAAGACAUCGUUUUUAUCAUCGAUUCAUCUACCAGCGUAGGGACGAACAACUUCUUGCGCAUGCUCAAGUUCGUAAAGGACAUGUUGACCUUUGCCGAUAUUGAUUCGGGUAAUGUUCGAGUUGGGGCUGUCACAUACAGUACGGCAGUGAAUGUGCAGUUCCAUCUUAACUCCUUCACCAAAAAAUCAGAAGUUCUCUCAGCUAUUGACAAUAUCCCGUUUACAGCAGGUAGUACCAAUACUGCCGAUGCCAUCCUCACAAUGGCGAAACAAAUGUUCGUCCCUUCAAUGGGCGAUCGUUUAUAUGUUCAGAACAUUGCAUUCGUUAUAACGGAUGGAGUUUCUAAUAUUAACGGACAGAGAACAAUACCGGAAGCACAAUCGGCAAAGGCUGACGGGAUUGACAUAUACGCAAUAGGGAUUGGCCUUUCGGAGACGGAGGAACUAAAAGGGAUUUCAAGUCUGCCUUUGGAUGAGUUUCUGUUCUCCGUCGACAAUUUCGAAGAACUUGACGGUCUGAAGGAAACUGUGUUUCGGUCGUUAUGCUCUGAAACGCCCAAACCCUCUCCUUCUCCUACGACCAGUGGCUGCGGUCUUGCUCGUGUUGACAUUGUCUUCGUCAUUGACUCAUCGACAAGCGUGGGUCAGGAGAAUUUCCAGAAACAGAUCAACUUCGUCAAACAACUGCUGUCUAACUCAGAUGUUGACUCUGGUGCCGUUCGAGCUGGCGCUCUAAUCUACAGCACGGGUGUCGAGGUACAAUUCCAACUGAAUGACUACGACAACAAAGCCGACAUGUUUGAAGCGAUCGAUAAUAUAAUGUACGUCUACGGCAGCACGAAUACCGCCGACGGUCUCCGGACGAUGCGACAGGAAAUGUUCACCACUGUGAAUGGAGAUCGGCCUGACGUCAUGAAUAUUGCUAUCGUCAUCACUGACGGAGUCUCGAACAUCAACUCUCGCCGAACCAUACCGGAAGCCGAGUCAGCACAUGGGGAUGGAAUCUUUGUGUACACUGUUGGGAUAGGCUUGACAGAUACAACAGAGCUUGAUGCUAUAGCGACUCCUCCAGCAUCUAGCAAUAGCUUCGUGGUCGACUCCUUUGACGAACUCGAAGGAUUCGAACAGAAAGUUUUGAAAUCCCUAUGUCCAGAAGAGCGAACAUUACCUACACGGAGGCCAACAUCCACAGCGAAACCAACCACGCCCAAACCAACAACACCGAUACCAACCACGCCCAUUCCAACCACACCAAAACCAACCACGCCCCGCCCGACUCCUGCACCAACCAGAGCGCCUACUACGACAGAGCGUGGUAGAACAACAGAACGCCCCACAUAUCCUCCAACUCGUCCACCUAAAUAUCCAACGUCGACACGAAGGAGCCCAACACGUCGGCCGACGGAUCGUUUCACUAUCCGUCCAACUGCUCGUCCAACGGAUAGUGGUAGAGGAACGCCACGGCCUACAGAUCGUCCUAGGUAUCCUACUACAACCACCCGUCCUACAAGGCGGCCUACUGUGGAGAACAGAGAAUCGACCUUACCACCGAGAACAACCCCAAGGCCAACCACACCACGACCAACUACUCCUCGACCAACCACGCCGCGACCAACCACGCCGCGACCAACUACUCCUCGACCAACCACGCCGCGACCAACACGACCAGCUAAAGCAUUCGAUCUGGUGGUUGUUAUGGAUUCCUCUGUCAGACCCGAGGUGUUCAGUAAGAUGACCGAUUACGUCAAGAUGGUAACUGGAGAAUUAAGUAUAGAUAAUGAGAAGUUCCGAAUGGGUCUUCUCCGGUUCAGUACCUACCCAGACAUCCAGUUCCAGCUCGGUAAUCAUAAGUCACAGAGAAGUGUCCAGAGAGCCAUCGACCGGGUCCAGUACCGGCCAGGUGACACCAAUACAGCUGAGGCAUUCGAUAUUGUCCGAACUCAGAUGUUCAAACGUAGAAGUGGGGAUCGUAGCUUUGCAAGGAACUUCAUUCUGUAUCUGACCGGAAACGACGAAAGUGAAAAUAAAUUCCAAUCCUUUGCCGCGGCGGAGAGAGCGGAGGACGAUGGUAUUCAAAUAUUUACGGUUGGUUUCGGACUUCAAGAUACGUCGGAGCUCAAUGAAAUAUCCUCGCACCCAUUAGCUGACUUCCAGCAGCUGUUUUUGGAGGAAGAAGGACCAAAGAACUUCAAUGAUGUGUUGGCUGUUCUAGAAGCAAUGCCCGACAGACCCCCGAACGCUCGUAGGCGACCACGCCCACCCGCAACAACACCUCGACCCAGGCCUGAGGGACCAUGUUCCUCAACCGGUGAUGUUGUCUUCAUCCUCGACACCUCUGGAAGUGUGGGCCGGGACAAUUUCUACAGGAUGUUAAACUUCACGUGGGAGACAGUUAACGAGCUGGAGGUAAACGGUGGCAACUACAGAAUCGGCCUGAUGACCUUCAGUGACCGCGCCAGUCGGGAAUUCAACCUCAACAGUUAUGACACAAAGGAGGACAUCAAGAAAGCUAUAUCCCGAACGGCUUAUAUAUAUGGUCGUACGAACACUGCCGAUGCCUUCUUAAUGGCCAGGCGUGACAUGUUUGUACAACAGUUUGGGGACCGACCAGAUGUACCGAAUGUUAUCGUCAUUAUCACGGACGGAGAAUCCAACAUCAACAAUAUGAGGACUAUACCGGAAGCUAUGACACUCAAACGCGCAGGCGUAACUAUCAUUACUGUUGCUGUGGGUUACGCUGAUAGCUCUGCAGAGCUGUUCGGAAUCACAUCAAACCCCGUCAGAGACAACUUGAUCCAAGUUGAGAACUUUGAUGCUCUUGAGUCAUUGAAGGAUAAACUCAUCACGCCACUGUGUACAGAUAUAAAUCUGUGUCUGGAAAACCCUUGUCAUAAUGGCGCCUUCUGUAUUGACGGUCUUCGUAGUUAUAUGUGUGUCUGCACGGAAGGAUAUUACGGCGACAACUGUCAGAACACUUGUGGACAGUCCGCGGACGUGGUUUUCAUGUUGGACUCCUCCACAAGUAUCGGACAAAGCACUUUCCAGAGAAUGAAAACAUAUGCCGAGGAACUCGUACGUAAGAUGAAUAUCGAGUCAUGUGACAUUCAAGUCGGUGUCAUGAAGUACAGCUCUGCAUCGAUGGUACAAUUCAACCUCGGAGCAUUCAGGGACACGGAGACCAUUGUUCGUGCUAUUGACGCUAUACACUACACCCGUGGCCAAGCCAACAUGGCGUCUGCCUUUGAGACUGUGCGCACGAACAUGUUCAAUUCCGGAAGGGACAGAGCGAAUGUGCGUAACAUUGCAUAUCUACUGACGGAUGGCUCUGUUGAAGUUAACGCCGACAUUACUAUGCAGGAAGCUGAAUUAGCGAUUAACUCCGGCAUCAGGAUCGUCCCCAUAGGUAUCGACCUUAGAGUGAAGACAGAUGUGGAGACCAUCGCUAACGUACAGGGCGCAAACACCAUCGAAAUAAACGGAGCUGAUGGAUUACGGAAUGGGCUGGCCGAUCAGGUCUUACGGCCAGUGUUCGAAGAUGAGAGUUACUGUGAAGCUAAUCCUUGCAGUAACGGCGGCCAAUGUCGUGAAAACGGAAAUGGAUUCGUGUGUGACUGCGUUCCUGGGUACACUGGAGACACGUGCGAGAGACGAUGUGAAGCUAAGGCAGAUGUUGUAUUUGUGGUAGACACCUCACGCUAUGUCAGCCGGAAGGAACUACGCAGCGUCAAGAGAUUCUUGCGCAGCAUCAUCAAGAGGAUGCAGUUUAAACGUCACAGGUUCAGAGCGGGAAUAGUGAGCUUCGCUAAAUAUUCAAGAGUCAAACUGACAUUGAGCAAGACUUCCAAAAAGAAAUCGAUACUGUCAGUGGUGUCCGGUCUAAGGAGCAAGGGAGCUUACGAUCCGAAUCCAGCGGAGGCUUUGAGGAAAGCAAACCUUCGUGUCCUCCCUAACUCAAGGACACGUGUACCAAGAUACGUUGUCUUCAUCACAAAGAGCAUGCGCGACGAGAGCAACGUCAUCAAACAAGCCAACAAGAUCAAGAUGAGAGGUGUCAAAGUCCUGGGUAUCGGAAUCGAUCUGAGUUCGUCCGACCAGGAAUUCAUGAAGUCUGCUGUAUCGAUGCCGCCUAGCAAAUUCAUGCACCUCACCGACAGUGUCCAGGGUCUAUCGGAUAUUUCCGAUGAGUUCAUGAGUUUCUUGUGUAACGAGAACGAUCCUUGCUCUGAUAACCCUUGCCAGCACCGAGGUGAAUGUGUGAGUUCCCAUGGAGAGUAUUAUUGUAAAUGUCCCAGAGGUUACGCAGGCAAAAACUGUGACAUAUCUUGCCCAGCCAAAGCGGAUAUUGCUUUCGUCCUCGACGCAUCAGGAAGUGUUGGCGCACAGAACUUCCGGCGAGUGAAGCAUUUCGUUACCAAGGUAAUCGACGAGCUGGCCAUCGGAUAUGACGUCGCUCGAGUCGGCGCGGUUUCUUACAGUUCCAGGAGUUACAUGGGAUUUUACAUGGACCAGUACAACACUAAGGAGGAUAUCAGCAACGCCAUUGCUGCUCUAGGCUACGAGUAUGGAAACACAAACACCGCAGCAGGUCUCCGCAUGGCACGAACUCGUAUAUUGACGGAGAAGAGAGGCGACAGGGCAAACGUCCGGAAUUUCGUCGUCGUGGUAACAGACAGUAUCUCUAACGUGAACCAGGAGAAAACACUCCCGGAGGCCCAGAAGCUGAAGGACGCCGGAGCGCACGUGUUCAGUGUUGGUAUUGGUAGUUUUGACCCUUACGAACUUCGGGCUAUGGCGUCAGAGCCGGCAGAUUCAAACACAUUUGUCUUCAACGACUUUGUCAGCUUAGCCAACUUCUCACAGACUUUCGUCAGAGCUACGUGUGUCUCAGAAUCCGUCCUGUGUAACGUCAAUAGAUGUAAAAAUGGUGGAGUAUGUGUACCCGGUAUCAACUCAUUCUCCUGCAAAUGUCCACGUGGAUUCAACGGACCAACUUGCGAGAUGGAAUGCAUUUCCAAAAAGGACGUUGUCUUUGUACUGGAUUCAUCCUCUAGCGUCGGUAAAGACAACUACCAGACAAUGCUGGACUUCGUCAAAGCACUGGUGGAGGAACUGGCGGGAGCUUCCUUUAAUAAUCGUUUUGGUCUGAUCGUCUACAGUACGGAAGUCAGGCUUAUCUUCAGUCUUGGUAGAUACAAAGAUGCGGCAACCAUUGGUAAUGCAGUGGGAGGAACUCGGUAUUACCCGGGAUCUACCAAUACUGCCGGUGGACUCCGAACGGCAUUAGAAAUUCUGACCAAUGCAUACGGAGCAAGACGAGAUGCAGAGGACGUUGUUAUUCUCAUCACUGACGGUCAGUCUAAUGUUAAUUCACACGAUACGAUCCCUGCCGCUGAGGAGCUGAAGGGAACCGGCGCGCGCGUGCUGACCAUCGGAGUCGGAUUGACCGAUUAUAGCGAGGUGGCACAAAUAGCGUCCACACCGGAAGAUGUCUUCAAGGUGUCCAGAUAUAAUCUGUUGCUUGACAUUAAAACUGAUAUUCUGGACAGUUCAUGUGACAACAAUGGAUACAGUGGCAAAUAAUUUGAUCCGACUCGUUAAACACAAUCGUACGUGUAGAUAUGUGACAAUUGUGUAUUAUGUUUGUUUUAUAGCUUGAGUAAAUAUGAAUGACAUGAGGAGCGAAAUAUGACAGAAGGUACUCUUGGUUUCCAAUAGUAACCAGUGUUUGCUUGUAUAAUCCGGUGCUGUGCUAUCCGAGUUAUCGUUCUUGGCUCGUUACGGAAUGGGCGAGUGUUUAUAACGAUUUUAUUUGGAUCGAGACAUUUAUGUAUGUUGUUGCAGAAUCAACUAUUUUAAGCUUACAUAUGAGUGUUUUAUGCCAAGAAUUGUAUAUCAAUUAACCAUUGAAAACUUUCAUUUGAAACUCAUGGCGAUCUAACAUUUUCCUGUUUUUAGUUAAAACUAGAACGGUCUUUUGAAAAUUAAGUCAUUCUUCUAAAAUAUCAAUGUGUUAUUUUGCAUUUUACUUUCGGCUAUAUUUGAAAAUUAUUAAAUCAAAUCAUGUAAUAUUUGCUAACUUGUGUACGAAAUCCACUAGAUUGUUGACACUCGGUCCGCGUUGUAGGCUAUACAUGAUGUUUGUUUUUUAUGCAAUAUCCAAUUUGCCAGUAUGAUAUCAAUCAAAAUACCAUUUCUCAUUAUAUUAUAGCACAUUAUAUCGUUUGAUAGAUUAUGUGAAUUCCAUAAGAUAUUAUAUUAAUACAAGAUAUUACAUUAUGAUUUGACCGAAAAUGACGUAACGUCACUUCCGGUUAUGUGUAUAUUGAUGUGUAUGUGUUUAUACAAGCGGUGGACUAUAUGAUUUUGUAAGAUGACAAAUCCACUCCAAAUAUAUAUGUCGAGAGUAUGUUUUACUUAUAUAAUAUAUAUAUACAAAUAUAUAAUAUUUAACUCUCUACCUAGUACUGAUAUCAAGUAUGCAAUGUAGAUAUAAAUAUCUUAUCGGCACCCUAAUUGAUAUUUCGCACGGUAAUGUUUCAAUGAAAUCGUAAAAGGGUUCGUCUGUCAGAAUGGUCGUUAACUCCCGAAACGUUGAUUAAAGUCAGUCCGGUAGUAAUGUAUAUAUCUACUACGAACAAUACCCAGAGGACAUUAUACUCGUAUUGUAGAUCAACAGAUUACAAUCUGUGACAUCACUUUAUGAUUUGCAUGGUUGUUCAUAAAUGGCACUAUUUUUAAUAAUAAAAAAAAUAUGCGCAUAUUGAAUAACUUCGUGAAACUUCCGAAAUGCUGUAAUUGUCAUCAGACCAUCUUAGACCUCUUGAUAACGACCAUUUUUUCUAGUUGGCCCUGAAUUAAAUAUUGCUCAGUGUAAGAGAAACACUCACAAACCAAACAUUCCUAGUUUUAUAGCGACCUAGAUACCAUUAAAUCUGCAUGUUAAUUAUUUAUCAUAGUUGAUUGUCAGUAAAAGGAAAACACAAAACAUGUUGGAAAUAAUUUCUAUCCAAAAAAAAUGUUACAAUUAUCAUGAAUUGAUAGCAAUAUUUGGUCUGGUGCACGACUAUUCGGGUCACGUGACCAGGGUGCAGAUAGAUAAGGUGUAGUUAAUGCUUUCUAACCAAUUUCUAACAUUGUAAAACAGCUUAACCAGGACAAAUCGUGGAUUAUUUUACUGGUUUGUAAUAAAAACUUUUUAACUAA
This is a messenger RNA of Pecten maximus, 10496 nucleotides long. RefSeq lists its product as uncharacterized. The transcript has 35 exons. Bases 210 to 8873 code for a protein of 2887 amino acids. NCBI's taxonomy places the organism in Eukaryota, Metazoa, Mollusca, Bivalvia, Pectinida, Pectinidae. The record is from RefSeq and is a predicted model, not a curated record. Gene Ontology annotation, molecular function: calcium ion binding.